CAAAUGGGUAUCGUUCAUAGACCUAAUUGAACUAAUUAGAUUAUUCUAGACCUCUAUAGUCUAUAUAUAGAUCUCUCUAGGCAAUUAUAGUCAGACUAAAUUGAUUAUAGGAUUGUUUCCAAGAUUUCUUUCAUGAUUCGAUCACCAUGCAACAAAACAAAAUUGACUUCAAAGAUUUUUUAAUGGAUCAUAUUGUUUUUGUUCACGAAUUAUAACUGUGAUUAAAUUCAUGGCUGAUUUAUAAAGUAAGGUAAACAAAAGUAUUUGUAGAACCAUUUAUUUCAUUUUGAAGAUCAAAACUAUGGAAGAUAGAACUCACAGAAUUGAAAGAGAUAGCAAUAAGAUAAUGGUCUCAAAGUACAAUGAGAAACUAAAUCAAAGUUUGGCUUCUCAAGAAAGUGUUUUGAAUGAUGAAUGUAAUGAUUCUAUUAGCACUACUGGGAUUGGAAAAAGGGGAAGAAAGUCCAACUGGAGAGGCUGGCGAAAAAGAGGCAGAGGUGGCUCAAAUCAUCACACAGAAAAAGAUGGUGAAAAGAUAAAGUCCUCACAGUACAAUGAGGUAGGGCAACAAAGUUGGACUUCUCAAGAAAGUGUUAUGAGCAAAGAGGAGGAUGAAUGCAACAACUCUGUUAGUUCUAACUCUGCUGGAUUAGGAAAAAGGGGAGGAAAAUCUAAUUGGAGAGGCUGGCAAAAAAGAGGCAGAGGUGGCUCUAAUCACCACACAGAAAAAGAUGGUGAAAAGAUAAAGACCUCACAGUACUAUGAGGUAGGGCAACAAAGUUGGGCUUCUCAAGAAAGUGUUAUGAGCAAAGAGGAGGAUGAAUGCAACAGCUCUGUUAGUUCUAACUCUACUGGAUUAGGAAAAAGGGGAGGAAAAUCUAAUUGGAGAGGCUGGCAAAGGGGCAGAGGGGGCUCAAACUACAACACACAAAAAGAUGGUGAAAAGAUAAAGACCUCACAGUACAAUGAGAGUACUCAAGAAAUCGUUGUGAUGACAGAAGAUCAAACAAUGUCUGUAUUUAAUGAAAAAAACUUAGGAAAAGUGAAUGUUACAAAUAAAAAGAAUAAUUUUUCUUCACAGUCUAAUUAUCAAGAGGCAGAUUCACUAGAAAAUAUUACUUCGAGCAAUGAUAGGGGUAGAGGACGAGGCCACAUGCCUCUCCAUGCAAAUUUAAACGAUAAUAAAAUUGUCAAUUCAUAUGAUGCGGAUGAAGUAUUUUCUGCCAAUGGUACUUUGGAACGCACUAAAUACCACAGUGCAUUUUCUGUUAACACUAGAAGGGGUCAAGGUUAUUUCAGAGGCAGAGGUCGAGGUGGAAAAAAACUAACCAUUAAUGAGAACAUCACUCAGGAAGAGGAGUACACUGACAACACAAAUCAAGUAACAGAUGAUAAAGGUAGAUAUAGGUCAGGUACAAGGGUGUUUAAUAAAAAUUAUAAUAGUGCUGAUAAGAAAGGCACCGUAGAAAAACAUGAGAGUUAUGAAGAUGAUUUUGAAAAAAAUUCUUCUUCUAAAGACAAUGGCAUUACUAAUGGCAAUAUAGGGAACUUGGAAUUAGGUCAAGAUGUUAAUUCAGAAAAUAAAAACAAUUUUCCUAAAAAAAAAAGAAAGAGAAGAAACAGAUGGAAAAAUAAAUAUAAGGAUAAUAAAGGAGAAAAUUCCAAUUAUGUGAACAGUGAAUUGGAAUCACAAAUAACAUUUCAUUGUGAAAGUGUAAAAGAGUCAAUAAAAAAGGUUGAACCUUCACUUUUGAAGCCAUUGGAUACAUCAAACAUUCUAGAGGUUUCUUUAGAGCAGUGUAGUAUUCAGAAUAUUUUAGAAUUGAAGUGUGAACUGCCUGCAUUACCUGGAUAUCAGCAUUCUGACAUUUCUAAAUUAAAAUCUUCUCAGAACAGCAAUUUUGUGGAAACAGAACAACAAAAGACUAAAAUAUCCCUGCAAGAGUUAUUUUCUCAUGCCUCACCACCAUCCAUUACACAAACACAUUUGACUUUAUCAAUAGCAUCUUCUUCAGCUACUGCACCUCCUGCUUUUGAUAACUCAAUUUCAGUAAACACAAAUUCAGUUCAAAUGUUACAGCCUGAUGAUAAUUUGGCAUCCAGAAGUGUCGAAAGCUCUACCAAUACUUCUAGUGAUACUUUACCUUUAGUGGCAACUGGGAAAGUCAAUGACAUCAAUCAACACAUUGUUCAAAAAAAGCAAGCAGCAUCUAAUUUCACUUCAUCUUCACAUGCUACAAAUCUCUUUAAAACAGAUAAUGAAACAUCUACAAUAUUUGAUCUCGUGAACCAAUCAAUUUCAAAGGGGGAAACACCUCCUAUACCUAAGACAAGAAAAUUGUUGGUAUCCAAUGGACCAGUGCUAUCAAGCUUAGCAAUGAAUAAAGAGAUUCAAACUUCUCAAACAGCAGGUCAGAACUCUGAUGAAAAGAAAGCAAAUUCAGACACAUCUAUUGAUGCUGAUACUGAUUCGUUAUCUUCAUCUGUUAAAACAGUUAGUGUAACUUCCCCUCAAGUUUUGGUUAGUGCUACUGUUACACCUGAAGUUGCUAGUGGUUCUAGUACAUCAAAGCUCAGCUUGUCACAUUCUACGCUUGCCAAUAACUAUCUUGGGCCAAAUGUAACACCAAAAGUCAUGAGUACUGAACUUUCUAAAGUGAGUGUUAUGUCAGUUAGUACAAGCAUUUCAGUAUCAUCACAGACUAGCUCAGCUUCAACAUCCAUUCAGUCACAAGCAUCUUUAGUUAGCUAUUCAUUGCAGCAAUACUUGUCAGGUACAGCCACAACUUCUGACUCUAGAAACAUCUUACGUAAAUCUCAUGUAACCUCUUCAAGCCCCAAAAAAUCCCCUGAUACGACAGUAUUGAGUCAAUCACCACCACUUGCAUCACCUGUUCGGUCCACAACUGGUGUCAAUAAUAAAGAUUUAAUGCUUGCAAGCAGUCAAACUAUUGCUGAUUAUUAUUUAAAAAGAAAAGUUGAGACCAACCAAUCCCGAUUAAAAAUCAAAGCUCACACAUUUGAUGAAGAUGACUAUGACAGAGAAAGUUUCAAUGUGGCUCCUACUAUGAAACGAGCAACAUCAUUUAAUUGUUCUGGAUCACCAAUACCACUUACAAGAAGCAAAACUCAACCUUCUAUAGGUACCAAAUAUUAUAGUAAAGCAAAUGUUCAACACUGCAGUAAACUUGUUUUUGAUAUAAAUAAAAAUUGCAAGCUGGUUAUAAAAUCCUAUGGAAAUAUUGUUAAAGAAAAAUCGGAAUUGCUUGUAUGUGUUUUAGGGUCAGAUGUUGACAUGAGAAAGACCAAAGUAGGACUGUCAUUUCACAAAGAAUUCCCAUACCUUUGGGAGGAACUUAAAAACUGUCAAAAGAAUAAUCCCUAUUCCAAAGUACUAACUGUUGACCAACCUUUAUUUUUUUCCGGUAAAGCCAUUUGUCACGUCAUUCUGACACCAUGGGAUAAGGAAAGAUCUCCAGAACAGAUUGAGACAGCUUUGCAGGAGAUAUUUAAAGUUGUGGAUGGUCUAGAUAUACAGUCAGUUUCAAUACCACCAUUAGGCUAUGGUCAAGCAUUCGGUUUUCCUGCUGAAUGUAUGGUACAUUCUAUCCUUACUAAUAUUAAGCUCAUGAACAUCAGUAAAAGUCUUAAGAAAGUUGUUCUCUUUGCACCAAACGUAACACUGUUUGAGGAGUACAAAGAUCAAGCACCCAAGUACUUUGAUGAAAGUAGUCAUUAUUGGGUAGGCUCUGGUGACUUAACAGAAUACACCACACUGUAUGAGCUACCAAAACAAGGUACACUAGCUAAUAUGGAAUAUCUAGCAAAACAAAAAACAGUUUUUCCAUCUUAUUGGUGUCAAAGUAAAACCCAGGGAGCAACAUCGUCUUCAACUUGGAGCAGCCUGAGAAGUUUUGUCUCUAAUAUGUUUAACCCAUUAGCUGAGAAAAAUAGUUCACAGGCAAGAUUAGUGGAUGUUGAUAGUGAAACAGAAGAAGCCAUAAAAAAACUUCUUAUUGAGACACAUGACCCUAAUGUCAUUGGUCAAGGAGCUGAUGCUGUUGGCAUGUAUUACUCUUCUCUUGAAGUGACUAAAAUUAAAAGGGUUGAAAACCCUGCACAGUUUGAAAAAUAUCAUGCGAGAAGAAAAGAAAUCCUGGAGAAAAUGAUUAGAAAGGGCUUCCCAUGUCAGGAUGUUGGUAAAAUUACUGGCUCUAAAGGAAAAGUUUUAACCAGUACCUUGCUUAGUGGCCCCUUGAAGGAUGGUCUUUUCACUGAGAUUAAUGAGCACUAUUUGUUUCAUGGUACUAAAGGUUCAGCUGUAACAAACAUAACUACAAAUGGUUUUGAUCCUGGCUGUUCUAAAACUUUGUCAAUGUUUGGCCAAGCUGUGUAUGCAGCAGAGAGGUUCACAAAAGCUGAUCAGUAUAGUGAUGAUAAGACUAGUCGAAAGCCUAAUGGAUCUGAGCUUACUUUAAUAUUAGCCAGAAUGUUGCUAGGAAAUGUUUUUGUCUGUGAUGAAAAUCAUAAAUGGCUUGAAAAAAAAGUUGGCAGAAAAUUUAAGAAGCCGCCUUGUAUGCACUGCCUAGAGGAUCUAUGCAUCUGUUUUCAAAAUGAGCAUUAUGACUCUGUUAUGGGUGAUGGGAAAUGGCUUUUUCGAGAAUUUGUUGUGUAUGAUGGUAGUCAGUGUUACCCUGAAUAUGUCAUCAAGUACAAAAGAUUGCCAUAGUUUUUUGUAGUUCCAAUAAAUUGGCAUAUAUGGAUGAAUGGUUUUCAAACUAUCAUGACCUAUUUAAAAUACAAAUAAUACAUUCAAUCAGCACUCAUUGCAAGAUCAAAGACUUUGGUAUAUUAAUGAAAUAUUCAAAUAUCAAGUUGUUUGGUUGUUACUUAAGUAACUUUCUCUCUAAUUAUUUUCCUCAUUCUGAUAUAAUUAUUCAUUUUGCACAUUUGUAUUUCACUAUCCUGUUACAAUUAAACUUCAAUAACUUUUUUGUUUGUAAUUGGAAAAUGUUAUAUUUGGUCUCGAAUUAUUGGAAAAUGCAAGCUUUUUUUACACAACACAAAUUAUUAAAGUUUAUAAAUCCAAAAAUCAAUUUAAUAUAAUGGGGUUAAAAAAAUUUAGGAGAGAAAGAGUAAAUAACUAUAUCAUUUCUUUCUCCUACUUCCACAUGUUAAGUCCUGUCUUUAUUCUUAUUUAUUUAUUCCUGUCUCGAAGUUUUACAUCAUGACUCUCUAAGUUUUAAAUAUUGACUUUUAAUUUUACAUCUUGACUCUCUAAGUUUUACAUCUUGACUCUCAAAGUUUUACAUCUUGACUCUCAAAGUUUUACAUCUUGACUUCUAAGUUCUACAUCUUGACUGUUUUAGUUUUUUAUGUUGACUCUUUUAAUUCUUCAUCUUGACUGUUGUCUUGGUUCUACAUUAUAAUUCUCUUACUCUGUGUAAGCAAGCAGCCAAAGUUAACAGUCACACUGACUAAAUUGUAUGUUCUCAUAGAAUGUGUCAGUCUAAACUGAUGUAUCUUCUGAAGUGAAAACUUGUUAAAAGAGCUACAUGUUUAAACUGUCUUGACUAUUGCUUGCUGUUAUCACAUUCUUUAAAUCUUGAUAUUUUAUAAAAUGUAACAAGUGACUAUUUUAAUGUUUAAUAUAUAUUCUGUUUUUUUCAGAUCAAUCAGAUCUUUACACUUUGAUAUAAUUCAUCGCAUUUUACUUAUUGUGAGCAAAGUAUUUUUAAUAUGUAUGUCAUUGGGGGCAUGGUGGCUGAGCGAUAAGGCACUUGGCUUCUGAACUGAGGGAAGCUGCCUGGUCAGGAGGUUUGCGCGCUGGACUGUCGUUCGAAUUUAUCGAUGGUCGAGGGUUCAAAUCCUGCCCUCUCCCAUCCCCCGUCGUCCUGCAGGAGGUUUGGACUAGGAAGUAAACUAUCUUCAACUCUGAAGGAACAUCCGAAACAUGUAAAACAUUUUACAAACAUCUGUGGUUUGAGUUCUAGGAUUUUGAAUUUUGCAAUUUUUAGGAUGUCCCUGAGUCUGUCCAACUAUGGUGGGUUCCUGACACUAGUUGGGAAAGUAAAAGCUAUGGAUCAUUGUGCUGGUCACAUGACAUCCUUGUUAACUAUCAGUCAUAGAAACAGAUGACCUUUACAUCAUCUGGUUAUUAGGCGAGAAGGUCUUAAAAGGGAACUGCCUUUCUUUUUCAUUGUAUAAUUACUGAUUGAUUUUUUAUUAUAAAUUAUUUAUGAAUUAGCUUUGAACAACUGGUAAUUUAAUACUUUGGUUCAGAUACAUUUUUUGUCUCAAAUUCUUUCCUUUAAAACUCUAACCCAAAUCACAUUUUUUGUUUGUUUUAUAUUGUACUAGAAGUACACUGGCUAAGCCCGUUGAUUUGUUCACAGGCUUUAUAUUGUUUUGUUUUUUAUUUUUUUUAUUUCAUUGAUUUCCCCUAAUAUACUUUUUAGGCUGUGAAUUAGUGUAUUUUUUACAAUGAAAUUUAACGGCCUGAUCCCUUUCUCUUUCAUUCUCUCUCUCUCUCUAGAAUCCUCAUUGUUUUUAAUUUUUUAAAACUGCGUGUCAAAAUUUCUCCUGCAUUGACUUUUGGCUUGAUGUGAAAAGACCCGCUUUAUAAUGUCACCCCCUCUUUCACACUUUUUGGCCCCUUUUUAAUUACAAUGACAACCCUAAAUUUUUUAACAACCUCUAAAUGAUCGAUCGGAUCCUUUAAUACACACUUUUCAGCUUUUGAAUUAUAUAUAUAUAUAUAUAUAUAUAUAUAUAUAUAUAUAUAUAUAUAUAUAUAUAUAUAUAUAUAUAUAUAUAUAUAUAUAUAUAUAUAUAUAUAUAACUUUGGAUAGUUUUACCUUUUGUAUUUGCAUCCUUUAAUUGUAAGGCAAGCAAUGCACAGUGAUAGACACUGCAAACAUUUCUUAAUUUAGACCAUCAGUUUUCAAACCUAGAUGAAAAAAAUGCCUUUUUGAAGGCCUUAAUUGAAUGCCCUAUUUCUGUUCCCCAAACAAUUUUUAUUUUGGUUUUCUGUAUUCUAAAUAUAAGGAAAUAUCAAUUUCUUUUUAUUAAUUAUAAUCGUUAUUUAAUUCCUUUUGAAUGUAGAGAAAUAAUAGUGCAACAAAGAUUCAUUCAUACUCUAGAUCAGUGAUUCUCAACCUUUUUAGCUCGGCGACCCCUUUGUACUGUUCCCUACUAUGUGGCGACAGUAAAACAGUAAAAUUUUUCACCAUAUAAUUAAAUUCCAAAAAAUGAAAUAUCUAGAACAAGAAGAAGCUACGCUCCAACAUAAAAAUGAGAACGAAGAAGAAAUAUCUAUAUGAUUUUGAUCUAGUCCGAUACUGUUAAAUGUAGCAUUGAAUAUAAUAUGUUCCUGGAGCAACAGUUUGGUUUUCUCAGACAGUUGCUAAAGUAAGAAAUUUCUGAUGUCUUAAUGUGCACAAUGGUACAAGAUGCACCAAAAUCAUCAGACAAAGCAGAGCAAAAGAGGCAUUAUAGGAUAGAAUGUAUUCUAUUGCAUGCAGCAGUCAUUAAAUUAUCCACUAGGCCCCAUCUCUUAAGUUAAAUACUCUCACACUGAAUAGACUUUUGGCAAGUGUAUGUCAGGUACAUUUGGAAAGUAUGAGGAAAUUUCCUCCACAAGCAUUCACAAAAUGUUCUUUCAGAGAAACGAUUAUUCUAUCUGUUUGUAAUAUUCCUCAUAGAGAACACAUAAGAUUGGCAACAUGUAGGACUAAGUAUUAUUUUUGUCAAAUUUUGUUUGUCAAUUUGAAGUUUCAUUUGGGAGGAUUGGAUUUUUCCAGACAAAUCGAAGCAUGUUGCAUUUGAUCCUUGUAGUGACAUUUUUCAUUGCUUCUUGUCAAUCUUGUGGCUUUGUCUUCGUUUCUCAUAUUCGUCGAUGAAUCAUAUAGUAAGUUUCCAUAAAUUUUGGUGACUUAUUAUGUACCGAACGUUGAAAUCCUUACUGAAAUACUAGCAAACUUUGAGCACCAUCUGUACAAACGUCACUAAUAUUUUUCAAUGAGAUUUUCUACUUUUCCAAAAAUGAAUCAACUUUCUAUCUCGUGCUGUAGUCAUUUGAAGUGGUUUGCAAAAGAAAGACUCGUCUUUAAAAUUGUCAUAAUUUAUAUACAUAAUGUUGAUGGUCUAUUUUGUUGAUGAGUAUAUAUAUGUUAAUGGUGCAUGCGAGUCCAUAUGACACAACAACAGAAUGAAUCAAGAAUAUACUUAAUAACGCAGGCUGAUAACUUCAACAAUUUAAUAAACAAUAAAAAGGGCACAGUCCUCUGUCGUCGCUAGCCUAGCGUCGUCCUCUAAGGCGUCUUGUCCGUUAUUCUUCUUGUUCGUAAUCCUACUCUGUUCUUACUCGUCACAUUACUUAGGAAAAACCCGAUUCACAUCAACUUCUAUGCAUCUUGUGUCAUUACAAUAAACAUGUAGCUUUAAAUUACAUGGUAUCCAUGUAGGGAAAGCGAGAAUGUUAAGUUAAAGUUAUUUAGGUUACAUGGAUUCUGCUUAUAGAACUUCCUUACAAAUGACGCUCUGAGAUGUUUCCAUCUCUGCAUUUGCUAUUAAAGUAAACAAAUCACAAUAAUAAUUUAUAUGUAUGGUUUCAUUUUAUGUGAUAUAUCUAUGCAUAUACUUUAAAACAUAUCAUUUUAAUAAUAUGGAUUAUUAAACGAUAACCUAUUGUUAUUAACUAUAAACAAAAUGGCUUUUUUAAUUUUGUCAAGGCAUUACUAUAGAAAUAAUAUCUACGAUUCCGAACCGUUACGUUAUACACUAAUUAAUUAAUUAAAACAUCAGUUUAAACGAUUAAAAAUGUAUAUGCUAAGACAAUCAAAAUGUUUGAAAUCAUUCUGAUUGGGUUGUCUAUCCUUGAAAAACAAAAGAAAAGAUAAAUUCCAAUGGGAAAACUUUGUACAAUGUCAAGUUUUACACGUUAGAAUAGACUCAAAAAAAAAAAAAAGAAAAAAAAUUUAAAUGGUCUUAGGCGACCCCCGGUAAAUUGUCAUUUGGGGUCGCGACCCACAGGUUGAGAACCACUGCUCUAGAUCUAUCAUGACACGGCCUAGGCCUAAUUGGUGUCGAUGUGCUAAAAACCCCAAACCGGAAACCCUAGAUCUAUCUUUUUUUUAUGCCAUUAGGGUUAGUUUUAUGGGUUUUUUAAAAUUUGUAUCCUUUCUAAGAGGAAGCAGAAAUGACAAAAGGCAUAUAAAUAUAAGUAUUGACUUUGUGAAGAAGAAAGUAUUUGCUUUAAGAAUACAGAGUUUGUGUGCUAUUUCUUUUUAUGUUUUAUAUAUUUGGGGAAAUACUGAAAAUAAAAAGGUUUGAUACAAAGCUUGUGGCUUUUGCAAAUUGCAGUGGUCAGGUCAAAACCAAUUCUUAGUGAUCGCCUAGGAGGUAAAAAGAACCUGUGUACGAAAUUUCUUGUAAAUCUGUAUGAAAAUAUAAAAGAUCUGUUGAUCAAGCAGGCAGUGAGUGGUAAUUUAGAAAUAGGCCUUUAUAGUAGAUUUACAUUUUUUAAACUAUGCUUUCAUUAUUUAUUUUUCUUAUUAAAUUGCUUGUGGCUAUUAUUUUUAUCUCAUUGACCAUGAAACAUAUGAACUUGUAGAGUAUAGUUUUGUAUGUUUAAUAUUUAAGCACAUUUCAUAGUGCAGCAUUAAAAUGGUGAUGUGAUGUAUUUUGAAUAUUUCAGUUGUUAAUGUCAUACAGAAAUAGAUAUAAAGUUAUUAUUAAAACACUUCCACAUUUCUUAUCUUGAUAAUAUUUAUCUUCUUAUCUUAUCCUAUAAAAUAUAGACGUUUCUUUAAAAAGAAGAUAAUUACAUCCUAUCUGUGUCCCUAGUCAAUCUAGUCAUGCAUGUUAAUCAUUGACUUAACGCUGCCUUGUCGUUGAUUUUCCUAGCUGAUUCUGGCAACCCAUUUUAUGCUCUAAUAGCACUAGGGAAGAAGGAGUAUUUGUAAAAAUUUGUCCUAGCAUAUGGAACAAGAAAUGUGCCUCUUUACACUUAUCUUUACAAAACACACAUGGCAUACCAUACUGAAUAUCUGAUCAGAUGCACACAUGGCAUACCAUACUGAAUAUCUGAUCAGAUGCACACAUCAUACCAUACUGAAUAUCUGAUCAGAUGCACACAUCAUACCAUACUGAAUAUCUGAUCAGAUGCACACAUGGCAUACCAUACUGAAUAUCUGAUCAGAUACACACAUGGCAUACCAUACUGAAUAUCUGAUCAGAUGCACACAUGGCAUACCAUACUGAAUAUCUGAUCAGAUACACACAUGGCAUACCAUACUGAAUAUCUGAUCAGAUGCACACAUGGCAUACCAUACUGAAUAUCUGAUCAGAUGCACACAUGGCAUACCAUACUGAAUAUCUGAUCAGAUACACACAUGGCAUACCAUACUGAAUAUCUGAUCAGAUGCACACAUGGCAUACCAUACUGAAUAUCUGAUCAGCCAUUUGUAAAGUUAUAAGCACAAAACUUGUAAAUUAAGAAUCCUACAUUUUUAUUUUAAGAUUUUCUGUAAGUUAAAAAAAAAUGUUUUCAUAAAUCAAAUUUAGCUAUUGCAUUUUUUCAAAUAUUGUUUGUUGAUGGUGCUCAUAAAUAAAUGUUUUACAGGGAUGUAAAAACGAUUAUCAAUUGUAGGAUAUUUGUAGGCUACCUGUAAAUAGUGAUUUGGAAGAAGUUUGUUACAAAUGUGAAACAGAUUCCUUUUUAUUUUUUUAAAGUAUCUUGUAAUGACAUUAUAUGCUGUAAAAUUAAGGAUUUAAAAUCAAUCUGACAAUUUAAAAGGUUGUAUAGUAGGCCUAUAUAUUUUUAUUAGAUCUCUUAAUCUCUAUAUAGAGUUGAUGAGUCAUUCUCAUUGUUAGAAGAAAUUUUUUUACUCGAAAAAAAAGUUUGAUAAUUAACAAUAAAUUACACUAUAAUUUUUGACCAUUUUUUUAAAUCUGUAAACUCUCUCAAUUGUUUUGAUCAUAAUUUUCUGAGUAAAAAAAUGUUUUGGCAUACUGUAUCAAUUUUAAUUAUUAUUUAUUACUUUGAUUAUUGUUAAUUUUAUCUGUGAUUAUAAGGUAAACUAAAAUUCUACAAGUUUAGCUUUUGUGAUUCUUAACAAUAUAAUGGUAUAGAUAUAAUGGUAGUACUGGUACUUGCUAAACAAUGGUUUAAGAAAAUUUUGAUUUUUAAUGAAGUUGGACUGUAACAAAAUUACACUAAAUUUAUUUUUUAAUAUAUAAAGUUGUAUUCCAUGUUAAUCUGUUGGUUAAAACCAGUCAAAAUGUAAACACAAACUUUGGAAAGCAAUAAAACUGGAUUAAGUAAUAAUGGGCUCAUCAAAAAAGCCAUAAUAUGGCCAUUUUUUUAAAUAUAUAUAAAAAAAAACAACUGGCCAUUUUUUUAAAUAUAUAUAAAAAAAAAAAAACAACUUUUUAAGCUUUGAUAAACAAAAAAUUACUAUAGUUCUUUUUUGACAUUUCAGUAAGUACAGGUUUUAGGCCAUCACUACCACUCUACUACCACAUUGUAGAUGUUUGUAGUGGAAGCCAAUUGGAAUGUUUAGUUUAGAUAUCUUAUCUUAUAUAAUACAGACAUUACUUCAAAAAAGAAGAUGAUAUCAUUCAUUCAUUAAAGGUAUUUUAUGUUUUAUAUUAUUGAUAUAUGAUCAUUUAUGAUACCUAGUCUAUUCACAAUCUCAAUUUAUUAGCAAUGUGUGGCAUGCUUGAGAGAUAUUAUAUAGUGCCUUCAAGUGUCAGAUCUAUCCCCCAAGUGCUGUAGCCAAUAGAUGAGUUUAUAGUCUGUGGGAUGCUUAUUUGUUUGUACUUCCCUAGAUUGAUUCGUUAACCAACAGCCGCAGAAGUAGUGACUCUUUGGAUCACAGCAGUUGGGUUUAAGAUUAAGUUAAUCUUCUCUCUUUAUAUUAUAAAGCUGUUGUUGUUUUUAAAAUGAUGAUUAUCAUUUAUUGUAUGAAAGACUGUUGUGCUAAUCAAGUUUUCUCGAUCGACUUCAUUGAACUAUAAAGAUAUUUGUUUUUAUGUAUGGUAACUUACAAUGCUAAUAUCGCAAAUCUGUUGUAAUGAUAUGCAUCUGAAGCAAGUCAAAGUAUUAGGUCUAUAGACAUGCAUAGAUCUAACUACAAAACGUUUGUGCAUCUUAUAAUACUAAUUAUAUUGUUGGACAGCUUGACAUAUCUGUAUUAUUAUAUGUCAUAUGAUCUCAGUGAUACUAUGACAUUUUAAACAUCUAUUGUAGGCCUAAUAUGAUGUUAAUAUUACAAUUUUUGGACAUUUAUUUAUUAUUAUUUAUUAUUAUUAUUAUUAAUAGAACUUUGUUUAAUUGCUGUGAUCACGAUUAAACACAAAAACGUUUAAAGCAUUAA
Molecule: messenger RNA, 12380 nt
Organism: Biomphalaria glabrata
Lineage: Eukaryota; Metazoa; Mollusca; Gastropoda; Planorbidae
Exons: 4
Coding region: 302-4729 (1475 amino acids)
Molecular function (GO): NAD+ poly-ADP-ribosyltransferase activity
Source: RefSeq, a predicted model, not a curated record